AUGCUGCUCAAUCCGACGAGUUCUGCUCCGGAGCCUUUGCACACGACGACGAAAUUCAACGUGUACACAGGAGAUGAGCAGCCUUCGAAGUCCGGCCCACCGAAACCAGCGGUGAAAGACACACCCAACGAGGAGCAGGCGACGUUGACGGUACCAGCUGUGAAGCUGGAAUAUGAUGAAAUUUCAAGUGCCAUGGCCGCUCGUCUGGCAACGUCGGUGCUCUGUCAUGUGCUCUUCCUCAAGAGCCAGAUCCCAUUCCCCAUUGUACAGCUGUCGCGCAUGCCGAGCAGUCAAGCAGGCACUCGCGCAGGCAAGAAACGGGAAGAACUAAUCAACGCUGUGGACACGCUAUCCAGCCAUCUGCAGACGACCUUCAUCACGCUCUCAGCCGCUCUCGCACAGCGGCAGAAGAGGCUGCGAUAUCAAGAUUUUGCGGGAAAGGAUCCUAGUGCCGGUCGCGUCUGUGUGGCUUACGUUCUCGGGCCAAGUGUCGGAGCGGCUAAAGCUCGCGUGCUGUUCAUUGUGGACGGGCUUGAGAGGAAGCAGCCGGUUACACACAUGGUACAAAACUCUGUAGCGGAGACUGAAGAUAAACAAGCUGAAGCGGCACAGUUUGCUGGUGAGUGUCAACCUAGAUAUUUCACAGCCGACGAUAGCAAUAGCGGGAGCGGGAGCGACACAGAAGACUCCGCUUCCGAGGCCUGUGACGAAGAAUAUGAAGAUACCGCAACACCCCCACCUCCUUCCCGUUCGCCGUCGCCCUCUCCGUCACCAAAUCGCUCGCCAGACGCGCAUCUCAAGACACCGCCGCCGGCAGAAGAGCCCUCGCCGCCGAUUAAGCCGUUCAUAGACGAAGACACGUGUGCAUCACCGCAAACCUCGAGCAAGUCCACGCUAGAGAACGGCUCACCCCUGACGCUCAUGCGACCGCUGAGUUCAAGCUCUCCACUAGCCGAGAAGCGAACAGCUCUUCCCUCCAGCCACACGCUCUCCGAGAACAUGUCUCCCCUGUCCUCUCGUCAAUCAAAACCAAGCUCACCUCUCACCCCAAAGACAGUUGCAAGGGAAGCGGCCGGACCGUCGACUCUCGCCCUCUCAGAAAACACUCCUCCGCUAGCGCGCCGCGCACUUGGACAGCGCACCUUCGGUACGCCGCUCUCCCUAAGCCCAGCCGCGCCAAGGUCGCGGCCAGCUCUCGCAGCGGUGCCCGCGAAGAGCAUGGACGAGGAACAACAGGCUCUGCGCGCGGCAGAUCGGCUGCUCUCGCGCACGCUCGCCGAUGCGUGCGCCGAGGCGGACGGCGGGCUAUCGGCCGAGCUCGCGCCGACACAGAUGCACGUGCUGCUCCGCGCCCCGCGCGGCUUCAUGCAUCCCGCAUGGGUCCCGCGACAGAACCUGACGCGCACGCUCGACACGCAGCUUGACGCGUUCCUCGAGGAUGUCGUUGUGCCCCCUUCCGAUGCCGCCGAAGACCCAGCUGUGGUUGUAUCUCGAACACCACCGAAGCCAAAGAAAUAUAUACGGACAGGCGUGAAGACCGAGGGUGUGUGGGUAUGCCCCAAAGAUGGGCCGCGGCUUGCCAGGAGCAACCCAAACGAGCCGGUUGCCGGAGAGAGCGCAGAAGUGUGCGAGGAGGAGGAGAUGAUCUGGUGGGCGUGGGACGGGAAGAUUGCUGGCUUCUCAGAGUGGUAGCUCGGUAAUAGCCCCCAACUCGAUCCGGACAGACUCUGGCAUCACACAUCAUUGCAUAGACGUUGCGCAUCUCUAUCACGGACGUUCUUCUGCAUGUAUUAUCAUAUCACUUACCUCAUGUUGUGCCUGUACGACAUGCGUGCUACGGAACCUUCGCUAAUGCAAUGCGAUGCAUUGUAUACGCGUCGCUCUUUGAUGUAUAGUAUUAUCCUCCAGGCACUUGGCCCCCCGAGUUUGU
Molecule: messenger RNA, 1930 nt
Organism: Phanerochaete carnosa HHB-10118-sp
Lineage: Eukaryota; Fungi; Basidiomycota; Agaricomycetes; Polyporales; Phanerochaetaceae
Exons: 3
Coding region: 1-1692 (563 amino acids)
Source: RefSeq, a predicted model, not a curated record